This is a messenger RNA of Anopheles arabiensis, 1434 nucleotides long. Its product is annotated as polyserase-2-like. NCBI's taxonomy places the organism in Eukaryota, Metazoa, Arthropoda, Insecta, Diptera, Culicidae. Gene Ontology annotation, biological process: proteolysis. Gene Ontology annotation, molecular function: serine-type endopeptidase activity. The transcript has 4 exons. The record is from RefSeq and is a predicted model, not a curated record. Bases 1 to 1434 code for a protein of 477 amino acids.
AUGGCGGAUUUUAUAGAAACUUACAGUUUAUGUUGUUUCAUUAACUUUUUACAAGCAUCCCAUUGCGUGCAUACACAAAGAGGUGUGAUCUCUGCAGCUCACGUGUCAGUACACGUGGGACAAAUUCAUCUGAAAAAAGCAAGUGAAUAUACGCAAAUACACGGUGUGCAGGAGAUUAUACUUCAUCCGCAGUUUAGAAGUAACAGCUUUAACAAUGACAUUGCUCUAAUAAAACUGAACUCCAACAUAACGAUGAACAAGUACGUGCAACCCGUCUGUCUGUGGACCAUGGACAGCAAUCAGGAAAUGAUUGUAGGCAAAAACGGAACGAUCGUUGGAUUCGGAUUGAACGAGCAGGAUGUUGUGUCGGAUCAACUGAAACAGGCAUUGAUUGGUGUGAUCGAUCCGUUGACGUGCAUCGCAAGUGAUCGUGCAGCAUUUGGACCUGUGCUGACGUCGGAUAUGUUCUGUGGGAAAGGACAGACGGGUGUGAGUGCGUGCAAUGGAGAUAGCGGUGGCGGCAUGUUCUUUGAAGUCGGUGGCAAAUGGUUUGUGAGAGGCUUGGUGUCUUUUACUCCGCUGCGUGGAAAUACCCGACUGUGCGAUCCACUCAAGUACACGGCGUAUACCGAUGUGGCCAAGUACCUAGAAUGGAUUAAGAAGUAUAUUGAUCAGCGAGUGCUGUCUUUCGAAAGCGAUGUGCUGAAUAUAGACUAUGAAGAAAAAUUACGAUUAUUCAACUUCAAGACAUGCGGUGUGAUAUCGGCCAUAGAUACUAUAGAUGGUACUACUAAAUGGAAACUGCCCUGGAUUGGGUUUGUCACACCGCAGAAUACCAAUGAAUAUAGAUGUGUUGUUACACUCAUAAGCGAAUGGUAUGCAGUAGGACCUGCUCAUUGUUUCAGGAAUGACGGCGAUGAUUCCAGCAAUAUUGAGGAUAAUAUUGCUCUUAUCGAGCUGCUGGCCCCAGCAGACACUACACUGCCGUACGUGAAGCCUAUCUGCCUGCCUGUAACGGCUGAGCUUAGAACGAACGCAAAGACAAACUUACACGUAGCAACGGAUUCAACGACUGAUGAGCAUUACUACAAAAACAUGCCCGUCCGCUAUCUAGAGUCUGCUGAGUGUAUGAAACAGUACACAAAACAGAAUAUCACGUUGAAUCUGGGAAACAAUAGACUCUGUGCAGAAAUAGCGAGCAAGCAGGACGAACAAAAUUGUAAACCACUUAUAGAGGGAUCACCACUCCAGGAAAUGAAGAUUGUCGGGGGCAAGGAGCAAUACUUUCUGCGUGGAUUCGAGCUCCACGGACGGGCAUGUGAUUAUGAAUCUGCACCACCAAUGUACAUCAAUAUCGAACGAUACAUGGACUGGAUACUGUACAACAUGAAAUACAACGUUCUAGAAGAGGUGGAUGGCGGUUUCUCUUACUAG